Messenger RNA from Fusarium tjaetaba, 309 nucleotides. RefSeq lists its product as uncharacterized. Lineage: Eukaryota; Fungi; Ascomycota; Sordariomycetes; Hypocreales; Nectriaceae. The coding region runs from base 1 to 309 and encodes 102 amino acids. The record is from RefSeq and is a predicted model, not a curated record. The transcript has 3 exons.
AUGAACGAGCCGCAAGACCCUAUACUUGAGGCUGCGGCCGAGAUUGCUGCGAUUGCUAAACGCCUCGAGCAGGUUGAGCCCCCAUCUCCGGCCCUCACUUCACAAAACUGGAUCGGUGGGCUCCGACCGGGCGAUGGCGAUUCUGAUAUACACGAAGAUGAGGAUCAAGAUAAUGGUGGUCUCGAGGACAGGUGGACUGAUGCGCUGGCUGUCACUUCGGGCUACAACGAGCAAGAAUUCAUCCGUUUCUUUGACGAAAUUCAUGAUGAUAUUGUUGCAAAGUACCGCGCACCCAACCUUUUGCCAUGA